Astyanax mexicanus (Mexican tetra) is the source of this 869-nucleotide messenger RNA. It is a transcript of the gene polr2d, whose product is annotated as RNA polymerase II subunit D. Gene Ontology annotation, molecular function: nucleotide binding; translation initiation factor binding. The transcript has 4 exons. Gene Ontology annotation, biological process: nuclear-transcribed mRNA catabolic process, deadenylation-dependent decay; transcription initiation at RNA polymerase II promoter; mRNA export from nucleus in response to heat stress. Lineage: Eukaryota; Metazoa; Chordata; Actinopteri; Characiformes; Acestrorhamphidae. The record is from RefSeq and is a predicted model, not a curated record. Gene Ontology annotation, cellular component: RNA polymerase II, core complex; P-body. The coding region runs from base 240 to 671 and encodes 143 amino acids.
AGACUUUUAAUUUGAAGUUUUCUCUGGAGCCGAAUCGGAAGCGGAAAGGUUGGUUGUGAUGGUGUGUGAGUGUGUGCUGGUGAGUUCGGGCGCCGUACUCGAGCUGUGUUGCUUUGUUGCUGUAGUGUAAAGUGUUUUAAAGCGGAAUUAGUGCACUCUCACAUUAUUACACACCGCGUGUAGCCCGGGCACAGGGUGCUUAUCUCCUCUCCGCCUCUGGACGCUGUGCUCGAGCGGUAAUGGCGAGCGGAGCGGCGGGAGCAGCGAGUGUGGGGGAUGUGGAGGAGGACGCGUCUCAGCUGCUCUUCCCUAAAGAAUUUGAAAAUUCAGAGACGCUCCUGAACUCUGAGGUUCACAUGCUUCUUGAGCACCGAAAGCAGCAGAACGAGAGCGCGGAGGACGAGCAGGAGCUUUCUGAAGUCUUCAUGAAGACCCUGAACUACACGGCUCGCUUUAGUCGCUUCAAGAACCGCGAGACGAUCGCCAGCGUGCGCAGCUUACUCCUACAAAAGAAGCUACAUAAGUUUGAAUUGGCAAGUUUAGCCAAUCUGUGUCCAGAGGCAGCAGAAGAAGCAAAAGCACUCAUUCCAAGCUUGGAAGGUCGAUUUGAGGACGAGGAGUUGCAGCAGAUUCUGGAUGAUAUUCAGACCAAACGGAGCUUUCAGUAUUGAAUCAUAUCUUUUUGUAUAUUCAAGGCCAUAACCCAUGCAGUACAUCUGGACAUUAUUGUAUUGUUUUAUUACAGACUGAGCAUUCUCCACACUCUCCUUUGCUGAGAUGUUUUUCACCCUUUUCCUUCUGCUGGAUUAUACAUUUUUUGUGUUCGCAGUGUUUCAUAGUUGAGAAAUAAAUGUUUUCAUAAAAUUAAA